This is a messenger RNA of Psylliodes chrysocephalus, 3391 nucleotides long. The record is from the annotation of a GenBank genome assembly. NCBI's taxonomy places the organism in Eukaryota, Metazoa, Arthropoda, Insecta, Coleoptera, Chrysomelidae.
CCUCCCUCUGACAAUUAUUAUGAUUUUCACCAAUCAAAACAAACCACGAUUUAACUUUGACAGUCACAGUCAAAAUAAAUGUCGUGUUAGAGAUUAUGCAUGUGUAAUAUGAAUAUUUUCUGUAGAUUGUUGGAGAUAAACUGUUCCAAGUUCUAAUAAAAAAAUAUCCAAAAUGUUGAGCAGUUUUGAUAGCAUAAAUAGGAACUUUUUGUUCAAAACUACGCCAUAUCUAGUCCUUUUAGCGUUUGAAUUAUUUUUAGAUGUUUCAGAAUGUAUGACACAGGGUGAAAUAGAUAAGCAUUUAGAAUUAGGUAAACAGUAUUUAGCUAAAGGCCAGUUAGGAGAUGCUCUUAGUCAAUACCAUUUGGCAGUAGAGGGUGAUUCGAACAAUUACCUAACAUAUUUUAAGAGAGGAACCGUGUACCUUGCUUUGGGGAAAGCCAAAAAUGCCCUGAGCGACUUAGAUAAGGCAUUAGAAUUAAAACCAGAUUUUACUGCAGCUCGGUUGAGUAGGGGAAACAUCCACCUCAAACAGGCUAAUUUCGAUUUAGCACAGCUAGAUUUUUAUAAUGUGCUAAAAACGGACCCUUACAAUGCCGAAGCGAACGAGUACAUCCACCGUAUAGAUCCAGCCAAAGAAAAAAAACGCAGCGCCGAAUACCAUUAUGCGCACGACGACUACGUGUCGGCCAUACAUUACUUGUCCGAAGUUAUCGACGUCAGCCCUUGGGCGGCCGAUUUAUAUGAGUUUCGCUCCGAGCUACACAUGUUGAACGGGGACGAGAGUUCAGCCAUAUCGGACAUCAAGUGGACUACGAAGUUGCAGAGUGAUAACACCGACGGGUAUUUUAGACUGUCGCAAUUGUUGUACAAGGCCGGACAGGCUACCGAGGCUCUGAAGGCGAUCAGGGAGUGUCUGAGAUUGGAUCCCGAGCAUAAGGAUUGUUUUCCGUUUUACAAACGCAUCAAAAAAAUCGAAAAGUUCCUCACCGACGCCGAAACCUCCCUAGAAAACAAACAGUAUACUGAAUGCAUAGAAUCGGCGAACAAAGUCCUCAAAAACGAAAAGGACACUCCGACCGUCCUCUACGAAGCCAAACGUUUGCUGUGCAGUUGCUACGCGCGCGAUGAGCAAAGCUCCGAAGCUAUAACAGCAUGCAGUGAAGCUUUGGCUCACAACGAGGAUCCGAACGUAUUCUGCGAUAGAGCCGAAGCGUACUUGAGCGCCGAAUUGUACGACGACGCGAUCAGGGACUACAAAUCGGCGCUGGAAAUCGAUUCGCAUUUUGAAAGGGCCAAAGAGGGUCUUGGUAAGGCGGAGAACAGGCAGAAACAGGCCGAAAAACGAGAUUAUUACAAGAUAUUGGAGGUGAAGCGAUCGGCCACCAAGAAGGAGAUCGUGAAGGCAUACAGGAAGAUGGCGCAGAAAUGGCAUCCGGAUAAUUAUCAGCUGGACGAGAAGAUGAAGAAGAUCGCCGAGAAGAGGUUUAUCGAUAUCGCAGCCGCCAAAGAGGUGCUGACAGACGACGAAAAAAGGCGGCAGUUCGACAACGGCGAAGAUCCCCUGGACCCGGAGUCGGGCCGCGGGAACGGCAUGCCGAAUUUCCAUCAUUUCCAAAGUUUUCACGGUAGUCCUUUCCAAUUUAAAUUCCACUUUAACUAAUUUCAAUAAAACAGUAUAAAUCUCCCAGAUACGUACACGUUUUGGUCGUCGACUCUUUUUAUCAUAGACAUUUUUUUAUAUUCCCUACUCAGUAAGUUAAAAAAAUGUCCACAAUGUGCGUAAAGAGCGAAAGAUUGUGCAAUUUCAGGUAGAUAAAAAAAUGGCUACCGCCGAUUACGAAAAAAAAUCAUCAGAUCAGUCAAUAGUUAUUUCUAAAGAAAAAAAAUAUGUUUGGGUCCUUUCCGCCUAGAGACGUCUCUGCGAAAAUUAUUUUGGUUAAGUGACUCUCGUUGGAAAGUUCUUGAAUGCCCCUAUCUAACUGUCGAUAUUUUUUAUUGAUUGAUGGAUGAGAUAUAACCACCUAACGGUUUUUUCGGAUUUAUUUUUGUUUUAAAUAUCGAAAUAAAAUGUUGUACACGGUUAUCUUUUAUUAACGGUUUUUACGAAAAAAAAUCAUCAUCGAUGCAAUCAAUAUAUAUUUCGAAAGCGAAUAAUUAUUUUUGGACCCUACAACCUAGAGCCGUCCCUGUGAAAGUCAUAUUGGUCGAGUAACCACUCGUUUGAACGCUCUUACAUGUCUCUAGCCAUCAGACUCUUGAUAUUUUGAGUGGUAGUUAGGGAUGAUAUGGGCAUCUAACGGUUUUAUCAUUGUUUAAUUAUAAAAAAAAAAAAAACAGCUUCAAGUUUCUGUAUCUGCCCUACUUACCAAUAAAAAUAAACAACAGCUGUAUAAUUGAAUAAAGAAUAACAGAGCUUUCAAACGAGGUGUCACUCAACCGAUUGAAUUUUCACAGGAUCGGCUCCAAGGACUUAAAUUCGGUAGGUUUUCGUUUUGGAAAUAAAAUAGCGCAUCUCUUGAGUGAUCUUGCUAUUUAUUCAUUCUAGACCAACAUUAACUUUGCCCAAAAACAUGGAAAUCUGAGUUGUUGUUUAAGAUUUUUGUUAGAUCUAUUAUGACAAAAAAUCAUAAUCAGAUCAGUCUAUUUUAAUUUUUAAAGUGGAGACAUUUUUUGGGGCCCUUUCCUCCUAGAGGUGUCCUUGGUUUAGUGACCAUUCGUUUCAAAACUCUAGAAUUCUUUUAUCUAAGUGCACUACUGUUGAUAUUUUUUAUUGAUUGAUAUGGGAGAUCUGGACAUCUAUGUUUGCGAUUUUAAUUUUUUUUAAUUAGAAAUGUUAGAUCAUUUUUUUUUAACAUGGGCAUGUAGAACUUUUAACGGGUUUAUCCUACUUUGUUUCCAUAUUUCUCCUACGUAUCAAUAAAAAUGAAAAAACCGAAUAAUUGGAUAGAGAAAUGAGAUGUCACUUGACCGAUCGAAUUAUUACUCCUGUGGGAAAGGGCUCAAAUUUGAUCAUUUUUCGUUUAAAAAAUAUUAAUAAUUUUUCUAAGGAUUAUAGACCAAAAUUAACUUUGUGCAAAAAUAUAAAAUUUGAGAUGUUGGUUAAGGGGUCCCGAUUAAAAUUUCUCGGUGCAUUUAAUAAUGUGCUUUUAUUUAUUUUUAUUUGUUUAAGAAAGCGCAUUUUCUCUUGGGACUUCAUAAAAUCGAUAGGGUUAAUUUAGGGAUAUUUAUAGGUUUAAUUUGUAAUGUGUGUACCUGAAUUGCACCGACAAUUGUUUUUGUUGCUUCGAAAAUGCUAUUGUAUAAAAUGUAUAAAAAAAAUGGACUGAACUCGUAGACCAUACAAUGUAAAUAUUUUUAUUAUUUAAAAUAAAUAUUUAUAUGAAACGAA